Molecule: messenger RNA, 1539 nt
Organism: Fusarium odoratissimum NRRL 54006
Lineage: Eukaryota; Fungi; Ascomycota; Sordariomycetes; Hypocreales; Nectriaceae
Exons: 2
Coding region: 1-1539 (512 amino acids)
Source: RefSeq, a predicted model, not a curated record
AUGAAGAAGCUUUCUGGCUGGAGGAAGACGGCCCUUUACCUUACCCUUCUGGCUGCAAUCCUCACGAUCUUCCUUAUUACAGGCCUUGUCAUAUCUCUGCAUGUUAUCAACGGCGGCGGAGCAUCUAUCUUUGGAGAAACAGCCAUCUUGAGCGGUUCAUGCGAUAAGAUUUCCCGUGCAAAUCUCUGGAUCCAUCUCGCCAUCAACGUCAUCGGAACAGGCGUCCUCGGCUCAUCCAAUUUCUUCAUGCAAGUCCUCGUUGCUCCAACGAGGAAAGAUGUCGAUCGCGCCCAUGCUUCAAAGCGCUGGGUAGAAAUUGGUGUCCCAUCGAUCCAAAACUUUCGCUUUAUUUCGAAGCGCCGGAUAUUGCUUUGGGUGCUCUUCUCACUUACCAGUAUUCCUCUACAUUUGGUCUUCAACGGUUCUGUUCUGGAGUCCAAGGCGACGAAUGGAUUUGUGGCCAUCAUGGCCUCGGAGACGUUUCUUGAUGGUGCAAGAUUUACUCUUCCGUCUGUGACGACAUCGUCCAGCUACCCUUCCACUCUAGACAGUGAGAGCCCCCCGAACAAAACUAUCAGGAGUAUCAAGAGUUCUCUGGAUGAAGAGUCCUGGGAACGCUUAGGAUUCCAAGACUGUAUGCGACGCUAUAAUGAUCUUGAAGUCCUCAUGCUAGAUCGCCGGCAUGUCGUUAUGGUCAUGAGCAAUCAGAAUAACACGCCUAGCUCUCAGUGGACUCGAUCCAAUGUCGUCAAAGGAGGUAAUGGCUGGGACGAUCAAGAUGCACCAAAUUCCCUCUGGUUCGCAGGCGCUUAUCAUCGGUUCAGGGAUUCACGGGGGCUCAUCACAAAUUCUACGAAUAACAAUACAGUACCUGGUUACUAUAUGCAACUCGAUCCAGACACUGGCGUCGUCUACAUGAACGAAACAAAGUAUGAGCCCGCAUUUCAAACUAUGAAGGUUGACUACUGCCUCUCCGAAAGGUUUAAUGCUCCCUGUCGACUUAGCAUUGCAAAUCCUCUUCUUCUAAUUGUCUGCAUCAUGUGUCUCUCCAAGUGCCUGUUAUGUGCUUAUACCUUGAAGGUCAGAUCUUGGAGUAGUGAAGAGCCUCUCAUGACUGUCGGGGACGCAAUCUCUUCUUUCAUUGCCAAGCCAGAUACUUGCACAAAAGGAAUGUGCACACUCGAUGCUGAGGACCUGCAUAUGAAACUGGAUCCAGAGAGGGCACUCAGCAGUCCGCGGCCCUGGAAGAAGAAACAAGUGGUGGCUGGUAAUGCAGUAAAUCCAGGUGUUUGGAUCCUUUCUUACAUGCUUAUCGGAAGUCUAUUGGUUCUCAGUGGACUCCUCCUUGCACCUGCGCUGCAGACGCAGUCUUUAGUCACGAUUCGUCCAUCAUCAGAAAAACGCCGACGUCAGCGAUUCGGGGCUCAAGUCAGCAUCACUGCUUGGUCUCACCAUGAUAUCGAAUACACCGCAACUCCUAUUAUCUCUAUGCUACAUGACGUUGAAUGGGUUGAUAACUCGAAUGGUUGCCGAGUUUGA